This is a messenger RNA of Anopheles cruzii, 4042 nucleotides long. RefSeq names its product CTD nuclear envelope phosphatase 1 homolog (gene Dd). Bases 222 to 959 code for a protein of 245 amino acids. The transcript has 5 exons. NCBI's taxonomy places the organism in Eukaryota, Metazoa, Arthropoda, Insecta, Diptera, Culicidae. The record is from RefSeq and is a predicted model, not a curated record. Gene Ontology annotation, molecular function: protein serine/threonine phosphatase activity.
AAGCACCGACCAAGCAGUAUUACCUCCGUGUCUUCCGCCGUUGUUCCGUCAGCGUCAGCACAAACCGCGGCCAUCGACUGCUGCUUGCCGGCCGGUAGCAAAACAGCAGCAGCAGUAGCAGCACGUGAACCGUUCAGGCGCACCAAAGGAGGGCGGAACGGAGUCGAGCGGUCGAGGCGGCGGCAAUCGCCAUUCAUGCACUGCCCACCGUGGCCCUGAGAAUGCCAAUGUUGUCUCAAUUUCAAAUGAACUUUCGCGCGUUUCUCGUUCUGGCGUCGAAGGUAUGGACCUGCAUCUGCUACAUGUUCAACCGGCAGGUUCGAGCGUUUGUACAGCAUCAACCGGUGAAAUAUGAACUGUUUCCCCUGUCGCCGGUGUCCCGGCACCGGCUGAGCAUGGUCCAGCGUAAAACGCUCGUGCUGGACCUGGACGAGACGCUCAUACACUCCCACCACGACGCAAUGCCACGCAACACGGUCAAGCCGGGAACGCCGCACGACUUCACGGUCAAGGUGACGAUCGAUCGGCACCCGGUCCGCUUCUUCGUUCACAAGCGGCCGCACGUCGACUACUUCCUGGAUAUUGUGUCCCAGUGGUACGAUCUGGUGGUGUUUACGGCUAGUAUGGAAAUCUACGGUGCAGCCGUAGCCGAUAAGCUGGACAACGGGCGCAACAUUCUGAGACGGCGCUAUUAUCGACAGCAUUGUACGCCAGAUUUCGGAUCCUACACGAAGGAUCUGUCGGCGAUAUGCAGCGAUCUGAAUAGGAUAUUCAUCAUAGACAAUUCACCCGGUGCGUACCGUUGUUUCCCGAACAACGCCAUACCGAUCAAAUCCUGGUUUUCCGAUCCCAUGGACAUCUGUCUAUUGUCGCUGUUACCGCUGCUGGAUGCGCUACGGUUUACGAACGACGUGCGGUCCGUGCUGUCCCGUAACCUACAUCUACACCGCUUAUGGUAGCAGAAUUUAAGCAACAUUUUACGGUGCGCUGUGAGCCAACUAAAAUCAUACAACUACAUCUUUAUUUUAUUCUAAAUUUAUGAUUAAAUAUUAGUGAUGAGAGGGGUUGUGAGAAGACUUUCUUUCGGUAUGAAACAAAAAGACGCAUUGAAAAUGGCAAUGUUGGGUGUUGCUGGAAGCCAGUGGGAAGCUACUAGGGAGAGAGGGAGAGAAUUAUAGAGAUGUGCAUCGUACUUGCUGCGUGCGUGCGAAGACAUUUGAGACACGAAAAUCCUCAUCCAUACCACACACGCACACACAUGCUGAUAAUCUUGCCGGAAUUUAGAAGGAAGAAAUAAAAUGGAAACUGCGAUCGAGGCUUUGAGUCGCCCAAUUGAACUAAUUCGCUACAAAAAGACACAACGGAAACACAUUGACGAGAAAUCGGUCACGAUUAUCGAUGAAUGGAAAAGAAACUGAAGACGAAACGAGCAGCGGAAAAAGUAGGGCAACAACUAGCAAUCCAUAUUAAGCUGAAAGUGCAGAAAAUAAGAGAAUAUGUAGGCAUCAAUUAGUUUGUUCAACCCUCAGUGGGAGCAAUUAGAUUGAAAGGAUCGCGUAUGGCACACCGAUCGACGCCUCAACCGAAGAUCACCGCAAUCAUUGCUGCCCGGCGUCUGUCGACUGAUCAAAAGGGUGUGCGAUUCGCUGUGGGUAUCACGUAACCAAGUAAUUGGUUGCUGAAGUGAGUUAGGCGCGCACCAUCGAUCGUGCAGUGUACAGAGAAUUAGAGGCGCGGUUUUGUGUCGUUUGCUAGAAGAAAGUAUUUUUUUCACGUUUCCGUUUACACUUUCCAGCUAAGAGGCUUUAUGUUUUCAGGCGUAUAGUAAUAGGUUGGUUUUUUUCCAUCAUUGUUAAAUAAGUUUUAUAAAACUUAAAAAAGUUGCAUAACGAUCACAAAGUUUGGAUACACUAUCGGUGUGUGUGGGCGUGUGUUUGUGCUUCCUUCCUACAGAAAAAUGUCCACGAACGAAGAUUGGUUUUACAUAAAUGAUUCGCAUCCAUAGCAGGUGCAGCAGUACACAGUUCCUCUAGCUAAAACGAUGAAAACUAGAGAGGAUCGCACGGCAGUGUGUAGCAUCCCCAAACCGGUAAUGUUGAUUCCAACUGCUGUACAAUGAAUUGCAAUUUUUUCACAUGUAUCCGCUGGACAUCCUCAUUACCUUGCUAAACGAUGAAUGCGACACACGUGAUGAAGCACGUAGAAAAGCGGUAUGCAGUAGGGUCUAUGCUUGCCCGGACCUCCGGACUAGUGAAAAGACGCGGUGCACUAGAUGAAGACCCAGAUUGUUGGUUUUUUGCUCAAAAAAUCCUUCCUCGGAUCAGCCAAUUGGAUUCGACUCUAGAUAAGCUCGUAUCCGAAUAUGGACAGCAAUGCUAAGGAUAGGGAGAGGGGGAAAUAUGUGUCCACUUUACAUGUACCUUACCGGUACGAAGACCCACGUCCGACCACGAACAUCAAGCUCGGUAGAUCGGUUCUCGGUAUGCGAAUGAAUGUUUUUAUUUUGUCAACAUACUGUGAGAACGCGUUCACUGAUUGUGACGGCUACACCGUCAUCCUCGCAAAAUCGUUAUUUAUUAUACUUCGAGUUGUAGCGUCAAUUCGCCUUUUUUGUUGUGCAACAAUCGAAAGCAAUCAUCUUGUUCAUUUUCCGUGGAUGUCUGUUAGGGCAAUACAUCAUGCUAUUGGCAAACGUAUGCUACAUUAAGAGGCCAUCAUUUUAAGACAUUCACACUCAUGCUUCGUAGUGAUGUUAGCGAAAUUGUGCGAGAUAAUUUUCUUCGUUUCUGGUCAUGUUUUGCCAUCAUCCACGCCACAUUCACAUCGCAGGUAUUUUUGUUAUGCAAAUAGGUUUUAUUUGUGCAAAUGCAGCAAAGUAUGUACCUCCACCGAUUGGGGGCUUGAGUCCAUGGGGGUCUGAAGGACAACCCAAAUCGCUUUCUACACGAUCCCUGCAAAAAGGGUAACCAGUUCUCCGGGAGCAACCAGAGGCAUAUGAAAGCCUGAGAAAAGGCAAAAGAGUAAACGAACAUUACGCAUAAGUGAACACGGUACAAAUGAUGUAAGCGGCAGACAAGAAGACGAAGAAACACAAUAUUGUGACGCAAAGUGACGUUGCAAAAUCAUCUACGAUAAGUAACUUGAAAGCAUACAAAGAACACUUGUGGUGCAGCCCAAAGAGAAAGAGAGAGAGAGAAAGAGAGAGACAGCAAAGAGAUGAGCAAAUGAUCGUGGAACAGGUGGUGUUGUUUUGAUGAUUACUGAGAAAACGAAUGCAAACAUUUCAUACAUAAAUACAAUCACGAACACGCAUUCACUGUCGAAAUCUAACCAUUGGACAUUUGGAGAUUAUUACUUUGUGUAAAGCAAAAGCACCACCCAUCGCGUGUUGGUCAGGUUCAUUCAACCAAUUCGGUCGCUUGGUGUUUCAAAUUGGACACAAAUAACGAACACAUGCAAUGCAUUUCCACCUUCACGAGAUGUGCGAAUAAAACAUCGAUUUAUAUUACAAUAAACGGGAAAAACCAUUAACCAUAGAAACCAUCGAACAUAGAACAAUGAGCAGUCAUCCCAGGUCCAACCAAAAGGUAAUCAACUCAGCAUCCAUUGAAACAGCGUAUUGGAAAGUUGUGAAAUAGUAGGCGACGAUGGGACAAAGUGAGAUCGAAACGAAACAAAUCCGCACGAGUGAGUUCUUACAAAAAGCGAGGUUAACGACGACACCGGCGAACACGAAUCACGAUGGGGCUCUAUUAGUAGUAAGUUAAACUUUGUAAUACGUACAAUAAUAGUGUACCAAGGAAUGCCGAAGCAGCGCCAGUAAGAAACAUCGCGCCAAUAACGAACGGGAUAAUUUUGUAAAUAUAUUGUUUGCUAGCAUGAUGAUGGGUCCCAGCUCAUCAUGAGCGACAAAUACGUGUGAAAGGAGGUGUGUAACCGAAACGAAUUGGAUUGAUUGUGGCACGUGAUGGUGCUAACAAAAGCAAAUGUAAACGAAACAGAAACACCUGGGGCAUGUCUACCAGAGAAAUAAAACAGAAAA